Stegastes partitus (bicolor damselfish) is the source of this 2910-nucleotide messenger RNA. RefSeq names its product zinc finger MYM-type protein 1-like. The coding region runs from base 661 to 2616 and encodes 651 amino acids. NCBI's taxonomy places the organism in Eukaryota, Metazoa, Chordata, Actinopteri, Pomacentridae. Gene Ontology annotation, molecular function: protein dimerization activity. The record is from RefSeq and is a predicted model, not a curated record. The transcript has 4 exons.
CUUCUAGUAGGAGUAAAACAUCGGUCGUCAACGCAGGAAAUCAUCUGGACACAAGACAUAACGUUACAAACGACAGACCUCCCACAGCCACAUGUCUGUCAGAAGGAGGAGGUUUUUGCUGAGCAGGAGCUCUGUAGCCAGAAGAGGAACCACAGUCUGGACCAGGAGGACCCAGAUUCUACACAGAUUAAAAAGGAACAGGAGGACCCAGAGUCUCCACAGAUAAAAGAGGAACAGGAAGAAUUCUGCACCAGUCUGGACCAGGAGGACCCAGAGGCUCCACAGAUUAAAGAUGAGCUGGACAAAGUCUGCAUCAGUCAGGAGGGUGAGCAGCUUGUACCGAAGCCAGAGAUUGAGUCUUUUCAAUCAAACUCACACCCCUGGCAGCAUAUACACGCUGGCGUGACUGUCACUCAAACAUACGGAUGCAAACUGAAGAAUCAGACGACGACAACAACAACAACAACAACAACAAAAAGACAGGAGACAAGGGCGGCGGUGAAAGAAAAUUCGGUCAUUUAUUUACAAAAAAAUUCUUUCACAAGGUGUUCGCUGGAGGAAAAAAAGCGGAUAAAGGAGCUUGGACCAGACCAACCAGACUUAAAAAUCCAGCAGCAGGCAAGUGACCGUGGACGGACUUACACCCGGGGCUUCUCCCGCAUGUUUUAUGCCAAACACAGUUGGCUAGCUGGAUGUGAAGUUAGCAAUGCUUUUUAUUGCUUUCCCUGCUUGCUUUUUCAAAGCACUGAAGUCUUGUGGACAACAACAGGGGUCAGAGACCUGAAACAUCUUUCUGAAAAAUGCAAACGGCAUGAAAGUAGCUGUAGCCAUCUUGACAACAGCAUGAAGCUGAAGUUGUUCGGCAGAGUUAGCAUUGCUGAACAAUUAGAUGAGGGCUAUAGAGCUGGCAUUAGAAGGCACAACGAAGAGGUGACAAAAAAUCGUCACAUACUGUCCAGAAUAAUAGACUGUGUGAAAUUUUGUGGGGCCUUUGAGUUGGCUUUACGUGGCUAUGAUGAGAGUGAAGGCUCUGUUAACCCUGGGAUAUUUUGUGGGUUGGUGGAUUUUGUUGCCUCUCUGGAUGGAGCUUUAAGAGAGCACCUUGAGACCGCCACUGUUUUUAAGGGUACUUCAAAAACUGUACACAAUGAGCUCCUGGACUGUAUGCUGUCUGUAGCAAGGGAGCAAAUAAUCAAAGAUGCACAAAAGAGUGCUUUUUUAUCAAUCCAGGCAGAUGAGACAACAGAUAUUUCAACACAGUCCCAACUUGUGCUUGUACUACGCUACAUUGAUGACAAACACAAUGUGCAGGAAAGGUUUUUUGAAUUCAUUCCUCUGCGGUCAGCUACAUCUGAGUCUGUUGCUACUGCAUUAAGAGAGUGUCUCGCUGCCAUCAUUCCUGAGGAUCAGAAAAGUAAAUUAAUCUGCCAGGCGUAUGAUGGAGCCAAAGUGAUGAGGGGCACCACUGCAGGUGUUCAGAGGAAAAUCAAAGAUGUGUACCCAAAUGCCCACUAUAUCCACUGCUAUGCACAUGAACUCAACCUGAUCGUGCAACAGGCCACCUCUCACAUUUCCAAGGUGAGAAUUUUUUUUUCUGACCUGGGUGGAUUUGCCAGUUUCUUUUCCAGAUCACCCAACCGUACAGCUGUUCUUGAUAAAGUGGUGGCCCAUAGACUGCCAACAUCCAGCAAUGUCAGAUGGAACUUUCACAGCCAAACCAUCAACACUGUGUUUGAGCACAGAGAGGAUCUCAUUCAAUGUUUUGAGAACAUACGAGACUCAGGUGACUUUGACCCCAGUACCAUCAGAGAGGCGGGAGCCAUGGCCAUGCUGCUGGAACAUCAGGACUUCAAGUUCUUUCUGGAACUUUUUCACCUCAUCAUGCCACAUGUUGACCUCCUCUAUGCCAAGCUCCAGAAGAAGAACAUAGACUCUGUCCACAUCAAAGGGAGCAUCCAGCAGUUUGAAAAGGACAUACAAAACAUCAGAAAUUCUCUCCAUUCCAUGGGUGAGCAAAGCAGUGGCUCUCUGCCAGCAAAGAGGCGUCGGGUACUCAGUUCAGAGGAUCGUCAAAGGGUUGCAGAAGAGGUUUGCAACACCAUUCUGGGACACAUCAGGGAGCGCUUCUCCUUCACAGACCAUCUUGUCUGUGCAACCUUGUUGCAGGGGGACAGGUUUGAAGAACAUCACAAGUCAUUUCCUGAAGCUGCACUGCACAGCACUUUGAAGGCCUACCCAAUGCUGAAUGGAAGAAAGCUGAAGACAGAACUUGGUCUCAUCUACAGCAAAGAAGAGUUCAGAGCCUGUUGUGGUGCUAUGGAGCUAUUCCAGCUGUUCAUGGAGAACAAUGUUGAAGAGGUCUUUUCAGAAACUGUCACUCUUUUGAAGAUCAUCAUCACCACACCCAUGACCACAGCAGAAGCUGAGAGGUGCUUCCUAACCUUGAAGAGAAUAAAAACUUUUCUCAGAAACACCAUGACCCAGGAGAGGCUUAAUGCACUGGCCAUGCUCUCCAUGGAAAAGAGGCUUGUUUGUGAAAUGACAGAUUUCAAUCAGAAAGUCAUUGAAAAAUUUGCUGGCCUGAAGGAGAGGAGAGCACAAUUUAUGUUCAAGUAGUUUGUUGUCAUGUUGUAGAAAAGUUUUAGCAAAAGUGGUAAUUUGACUGCCUACAUGAGAACUCACACAGCAGAGACGCCAUACCACUGCAUCACCUGUGUGCAAAAAUUUAAAUAUGGGUCAACACUGAAAAGUCACAUGAGAUCUCAUACAGGUGAGACACUGUAGUCCUGAAACGUUUGUCAGAACAAAGCUUGAUUAAACGUAAAAUUAGAUUUUUAAGAUUUCCACCUGUGCUUAAACAAUGAUGCUACACUGCAAGAGAUGGAUCUAAUAAAUUCUGGUUUCUAUUUG